Messenger RNA from Heterobasidion irregulare TC 32-1, 258 nucleotides. RefSeq lists its product as uncharacterized. The transcript has 2 exons. Gene Ontology annotation, biological process: mitochondrial respiratory chain complex IV assembly. The record is from RefSeq and is a predicted model, not a curated record. Gene Ontology annotation, cellular component: mitochondrion. The annotation marks the transcript as partial. Lineage: Eukaryota; Fungi; Basidiomycota; Agaricomycetes; Russulales; Bondarzewiaceae.
UGCGACCCCCUUCUUACUGCGCUCAAAGACUGCCUCCUUCACUCUGAUUGCGUCCUAAAGCAAGGAUAUCUUCCUUCGCAGUGCCUCAAGGAACACUUCGACGAUCUUCCUGAGCAAUGCAAAUCACUUCGUCAAGCUACGUUUGAGUGUAAGCGUGGUAUGCUGGACAUGAGGAAGCGAUUUAGAGGGAACAAUGCAGGCGCGGUUGCGGCUAAGAUUAAGGAGCAGAGUACAUCGAGUGCCGAUUCCGUGUCAAGC